Messenger RNA from Notodromas monacha, 543 nucleotides. NCBI's taxonomy places the organism in Eukaryota, Metazoa, Arthropoda, Ostracoda, Podocopida, Cyprididae. The record is from the annotation of a GenBank genome assembly.
AUGCCUACCGGUGAGUGUCUCCUUGUACUAUCUUGCUUAAGUCCGUGGCGACCGCGAUGCGUUCAUUUCGAUGCAACGUUGUGGCCAAAGCAAGAAAGCCUCUUCAUCCCGAUUAAUCUCAUUCGAGAUCUCGAUGUUUCUCGUUGUAUCUUCGACUGUUGUGUUGUGGCAUGCUUGGUUCGCUUCCUGACGCGCUUUGGGCUUGAGCGUGUCGGACCGGGGACUGACGAGUUAUUUUCUCCUCCUCCCUUAGGAAUUCGCCGUCAUGAACCAUCAGUACUCAUCGAAGGCGUAUUGUUCCGGGCCCGGUAUUUGGGAUCAACGCAGCUAGUUUGCGAGGGUCAGCCGACUAAGGCGACGAGGAUGAUACAAGCCGAAGAAGCAGUAUCCCGGAUAAAGUUCUCCGAUGACGCUGCGCGCUCGCACUCAUUUCGAGUCAGUGGUAGUUUCCGUUCUCGUCGAGUCGAUCUGGUGUCAACACUUGCCACUCGAACCUCGCGGGAUUUUAGGAGUGUCCUGACCUUUCCGAACCCGAGCUUGUGA